This is a messenger RNA of Papaver somniferum (opium poppy), 1278 nucleotides long. RefSeq lists its product as uncharacterized. The record is from RefSeq and is a predicted model, not a curated record. The transcript has 7 exons. Bases 19 to 1197 code for a protein of 392 amino acids. Lineage: Eukaryota; Viridiplantae; Streptophyta; Magnoliopsida; Ranunculales; Papaveraceae.
UAGUUACACAAACUCACAAUGGGAACUUAUACUUUUGUCUCGGUCUUUUCAGUCAUGGUUUUUAUUUUGAGUUUAGAAGUUGAUGGAAAACAAAGCAUAUCGAAAGAAGAAGACUUAGAAUUAGAAAGACAACUGAAUUUACUUAACAAACCUCCUAUCAAGACAAUUUAUUCGUCAUGGGGUGAUAUCUACGAUUGUGUCGACUUUUACAAACAACCUGCAUUUGAUCAUCCUUUGCUCAAAUACCAUAAAAGCCAUAAACUUCAGAUGCCAUCAAAUUCGGAGUUGAAAGGUGAUAGGAACACAUCCAUUUUUCGAGCUAACGUACAGAAAUGUCCGCAAGGAACUGUGCCCAUACGAAGGACACGAAAAGAAGAUUUAAUCAGAGCCAAAUAUUUGUCAUUAUCAACUGAUCCCAUAUCUAAACCGAUGGAUGCCUCUGCACAAGAAAAGUUUGCAGGAAUUUUAUAUAAAAAUGAAGGCGAAACAUUAUUUGGAGCUAGUGCAAAGAUGAGCAUUUGGAAACCAAAUGUGGGCGUGGACCAAUAUAGCUUAGCUGAAAUUUCUCUAAGAUCGGGUUGGGAUAGUCAAUACAAUAGAAUACAUGUUGGAUGGACGGUGAAUUCCUUAUUGUACGGCAAUGAUACUGCGGUGCGAAAUUUUUUAUACUGGACUUCUGACAAUGGAAACCAAACGGGCUGCUUUAAUACUCUUUGUCCUGGUUUUGUUCAAGUUAGUCCAGAGAUUACUCCUGACCAUCCUUUCAACAUCACAUCUGUUUAUGGUGGCAUGGUCUAUGAAUUGAAAUACCAUGUAUAUCUGAGUCCAUCGGAUAAGAAAUGGUGGUUUGUAAUUGGAAACGCAACAAUUGGAUAUUGGCCGGCAGAAAUUUUACCUCGGUUUGGUGAUAUUGGUGUCGAACGUAUAUACUGGGGAGGACAUUCCUUUGACAAUGGAAUGACAUUUGUUCCUGAAAUGGGAAGUGGUCAUUUACCUGACGAAAUUUUUACUCAUGCUGCCUCAUUUACACAAAUCCAAUACGAUAAUGCGUCUGGUACCCUUUUAGAUGUUAGCGAUAAACACCUGACAGACAUUAUCAGUUGUAAGAAAAAUUAUGGAAUGGAUUCUUAUGGUUAUCUAGAGGAACAAGAUCGACGGCAUACCAUACAAUAUGGAGGACCUGGCGGAGUGUGUUAGUUACUUGUGUGUUGUGCUUGUAAGGUGCUUGUUCUAACUUUCUAUCAUGCGAAUAAACUGAAUCUCUUGGCUCUUGCCAUA